AUGAGUGGGAGAGACGGGAUACCUAUGCGCUUUCCAUCAGGCCAUAAUAAAACAGAAAACAUAACGCAAAUAAGCGAACCUGUCAUUGAGAUAACACCAGGCGCAAGUGCUAACCUGAGUAGAUGCAUAGCAUGCAACAGUGAUGAUGGAGAAAAUAAGAAGGAAAAUACUACAGACCAUGAAAAGAGGACGAGAACACGUACGAGAGCACCAUGA
Botrytis fragariae is the source of this 216-nucleotide messenger RNA. RefSeq lists its product as uncharacterized. NCBI's taxonomy places the organism in Eukaryota, Fungi, Ascomycota, Leotiomycetes, Helotiales, Sclerotiniaceae. The transcript has 3 exons. The coding region runs from base 1 to 216 and encodes 71 amino acids. The record is from RefSeq and is a predicted model, not a curated record.